AUGGCUCCUCUUCGACGUCAUAUCGGGGCCAGUCGCAGAAAGAGACGGGAGGAAGAUGGUGAAGAAGAGGGUUCAAUGGCUGGCGACAUGGGAGACGACUCCUUGAGUGAAGACUCGGCCGACAGUCACCAAGAGGACGAAGAUGCAGACGGAGAAGUCAGCGAAGAGAGCGAGGACGAGGUUUCCACGUUGGAUAAGGCGGGCAAGGUCGACGGUCGUGGGGUGGACAACCUUACACAAAAUAGGUCUGCAUCGCCUGAAAAGCGAGGACUCAAGACAACUGUUUCAGAUACAGAGGCAAUGUUAAACGACAUGAAGAUUACAGACGGUGCGGGCGACGCUGUGGGAGUCCAUUUUGACGAUCUGAAGGAACAGCGGGAGCCUUACACUGGCAGAACGCCUUCCGCUCCUCCAACCGAACCAAAUCGAAACAACUUGGCUUCCAGAAAGCGCCGCGAGAAUGACAAGUAUGUUAAGGAACGAGAGCAGAACCCAGCCUUCGUCCCCACUCGCGGCAACUUUUUCCUUCAUGACAAGCGAUCCACCGACAACGGUUCCCGGCUCAAGAGCAAGUCUCGCCCUUAUGGCCUUAUAGUAGACGGCAGCUCUCGCAGGUCUUCUAAGCCCGAUGCCAGCGGAGGGCAGUGGGCACACGAUCUCCAUGACACCGUAGCUGAGGACCGACCUAUAACAAAGCGCUCAACACCACCCGUGAUGCCUAAUACCAGCAUCUCUGUCCCCACCGCUCCGAGAUCUUCCCCGCCCAAUCGGUCCUUCUCUAGCACGACAUUGGUUGGGAACGUACCUGUCGUUGUUUCAUUGCCCGGCAUGGCCAACCCAAUUCAAUUUUCCUCUGUGCCUAAAAAACUUCACACCAGGCUACCUCAACAUCGACCCCCCUUGCGACGCGACAAGCCGGUACGAAUUUCUCUUCCUAGCCAGCCGCCCCGAUACAUCUUCCCCUCUGUUGAACGUUCCUUUAUCUUCAUCCCCCGAGCGUUGCGGCCGAACCAAGUCUCUCGUGGCCGAGGUGCCCGUGGCGGCGGCUGGUACAGUGGACGACGUCCCAGCUACUAUCCCAACUCAUCUUACACGCCGAGCGUUGUCAGUCGUCGAUCUUCGUUUGGCAUGCCACCUUCUCAAGAUGGGUGGCCAUCACCUGCUGGUUCUGUCUACUCCAGACCCAUAGUUUCCACCGACCCUAAGCCCGUUGUCCGCCUUCCCCCUCAACCUCGUCCGCAUAUAGGGAUCCCACCAUUUGGGCCUGCGAUGGCCAUGUCUCUUCCCCACCCGGACUAUCGUGAAAGCUGCCCCGCCCCGAUCCCCAUGCACCAACCUCGUCCUCAGAAAACGGUCUCCGUUGCGGAUAUUGAAAGUCCGGCGACUUUUCCGUUCGCUUUCAACCCGCCUCAGCCCCAGCAUGAGCAGCCCUUCCAUCAUCAGGUCCCUCUUCCAGCCCAUGGCCCACCCAGCCAGCCUUCAGCCACUCCGCUUUCCCAGAUUCCGGAGCGGGCGAUCCACGCACCGCCCUUCCAACCUUACAAUUAUCAUCAACCUGGCUUCUACCCCCCGAGCUAUCCUUCAGGCAUGUACUACCCGCCCUCAGGCCCCGAUUAUGCGGGCUACAAUGGACCCGUAGGGCCCGGACCCUCUGUGCCAAACUUUCCGGGCCAGCAAGCAAUCCCGUAUCUAGCUGGGGAGCAGCUCCCUCCACCGGGUACUGUUGCUCAUGAGUCUGGUGGCACCGUCUACUUUUACGAUGCCAAUCAAAUGUACGGAGGUCCCAUAUCAGGGCCAGGACCUGGAUCUGGACCUGGGGGUGUUGUUGGCAUGGGUGGAAUGAUGACGCCGCCAGGCACGACUUUCUACUAUCCUCAACAGGCCGGUCAAUAUUAUGGGCAGUGA
Messenger RNA from Penicillium digitatum Pd1, 1905 nucleotides. RefSeq lists its product as uncharacterized. Gene Ontology annotation, cellular component: exon-exon junction complex. The record is from RefSeq and is a predicted model, not a curated record. Gene Ontology annotation, molecular function: mRNA binding. Gene Ontology annotation, biological process: mRNA processing. Lineage: Eukaryota; Fungi; Ascomycota; Eurotiomycetes; Eurotiales; Aspergillaceae.